GUUCACAUUCCCGCCAUCAUCGCGCGUUGCUGCGAAGCGUCGCGUUCACUGUCAACAAGAGACGCACCGCGGAGCAGGUGAAUGCCGGCAAAACUAACUUUCUACUCCCGGAGGACCACCCGCGACCACCGCACCACGUCCCGGACGUCCGCAGGCGCGUCCCCCGCCGUCUUCAGGAACCGUCGGACCGCGCCCCGCCGCGUCCUUCACCGGGCUAAGUAGCCAUGGCGACCCCGGUCAAACUGUCCAGCGGCAGCACCGUUAAGAUCCGCUUCAGCAGCCUGGACCUGGGCACCACCAAGUGGAGAGAGGGGACGUUUGAGAUCCUGGAGAAGGACAACAAGGUGAACCUCAGCCUGAGAUUCAGCAGCGGCGGAGCGCCCAAAACCUUCCAGCUGAAUCAGAACGUGAAAAGCGUCUCCCAGAACCUGAACCGGAUCAUGCUGAACCUGAAGGACAGCAGCGUCAUCACCUUUGACAAAAUGCCCCCACCGCUGGUUCAGAGGACCAAGGAGUACCUGGAGAAGCUGAAGCAGGGGAAAACAGUCCUGAAGUCGUCCCACGGCAGCGCCAACUUCGGCGUGCUGGGUAACCGCCCGUCAGGGGAGAGACAGAGCACGCCGAGGCGGCAGAGCGCCGACGCCCGCGACGACUCCACCCCCAGGAAGCCCCUGAGCAGCCCGAGCCGGGCGGCCGCCACGCCCGUCCGCAGCGGACUCUCCGAGAACAGGGGGGAGAAGAGGAAGAGGCUGCUGACCUCUGAGGGCGACCUGACCGAGGACUACCCCAAAGAGAACGACUCGUCCAGCAACAACAAGGCCACUUCAGGAACACCCAGGAAGGUUCUGCUGGGCUGCAAAGACAAGCUGAAGCAGGCCGAGGAGAACCGGGGCUCAGCUCCGCUGAGCUCCGCUCCUCUUCAGCCGACGUCGUUCUACGGCGGCCGAUCCGUCACUAAAGACUACAGCCAGAGCCACUCUUUCCUGGACAGAGCGCCCAGCGCGGCGCAGACCACCACCGCCAAGAGGAGCCUGCUGCUCCCCAACCACUCCACCCCCUUCAAGAAGGUCCGACCGUCUGUGGAUUACGGCGGCUGGAACAAGCAGAGACCCUCCAGCCUGGCGCAGCCGCAGCCCCCCCUGCAGGGGUUUUCCAAUCUGGGCAACACCUGCUACAUGAACGCCAUCCUUCAGUCGCUCUUCAGCCUCCCCUCCUUCUCCAGCGACAUGCUGAAGCAGAACAUCCCCUGGAAGAAGGUUCCCACCAACGCCUUGCUCAGGCGCUUCGCUCACCUCAUGGUGAAGAAGGACGUGGCGUGUCCAGAGACCAAGAAGGACCUGCUGAGGAAGGUGAAGAACGCCAUCUCCUCCACGGCCGAGCGCUUCUCUGGAAACGUGCAGAACGACGCUCACGAGUUCCUGAGUCAGUGUCUGGAUCAGCUGAAGGACGACGUGGAGAAGAUGAACAAAAGCCUGAGCAGCGACGCCGCCGCCGCCGUCUCCUCGUCCUCCGCCGCGUCCGAAAACGGCGCCGAGGCUCCGGCGAAAGCGGAACCGGGCGACGAGGCCGACACGUCCCGCAUCUACACCUGCCCUGUAGCCGUCAACAUGGAGUUCGAGGUGCAGCACACCAUCACCUGCAAGUGCUGCGGCGAGGUGGUGAACAAACGGGAGCAGUUCAACGACCUGUCCAUCGACCUGCCGCGCAGGAAGAAAACCCUCCCUCUGCGCUCCAUCCAGGACUCCCUGGACCUCUUCUUCAGGAUGGAGGAGAUCGAGUAUUCCUGCGAGACGUGCAGCAGGAAGUCGGCCACCGUGACCCACAAGUUCAGCAAGCUGCCCAGAGUCCUCAUCCUCCACCUGAAGAGGUACAGCUUCAACGCCACGCUGUCCCUCAACAGCAAGCUGGGCCAGCAGGUUCUGAUCCCGCGCUACCUGACGCUGCUGCCCCACUGCACCGACUCCACCAGGCCCCCCGUCGGCCUCGGCUGGACCUCCCAGGCCUCCGCGUCCAGAACGCUGAAGACGUCCCAGUCGGUCAACGCCUCCACGGCUCCUCUGAGAAGGAGUGGAGGAAAGUCCAGCAGCUCCAGCUGCAGCUUGGUUCUGCUGGACUCUGACUGCGAGGACGAGCCCAGCAGGAAGACGAGCGGCGGCCAUAAGCGGCGCCUCAGCAGCGGCCCGCCUGAAGACGACGACCGCCCAGAGGAGAAGGCGGCGCCGAUGGAUUCUGCAGAAUUCAGCAACAUCAACGACGACGAGAUGUUGGCCGCGGUUCUGGAGAUGAGCCGACAGGAAGCCGGGCUCCCCGCCGCGGCGCCGGGGGACGAGCCGACCAGCAGCCCCGACACCGGGUACGGAGACUCGGACGUUCACGAGCUGUCCUACCACACGGAGCUGCUGGAACCGGACCAGAAACAGCCCGCAGACGUGCUGGGCUCUCUGGACCUGACCAUGGACGAGAACAAGGAGAACCAGACUCCUGAGGGGCCGCAGCAGCAGGGCGAGCUGGACUGGGUCCAGCAGUACAACCUGGACCAGGAGAGGGAGGAGCAGGAGCUGCAGCAGGCCCUGGUCCAGAGCCUCCAGGAACACGAAGCCCAGGAGAUGAGAGAAGACGACGACCUGAAACGAGCCACCGAGCUCAGCCUGCAGGAGUUCAACAACUCUCUGCCGGAGCUGCUGUGCUCCGACGACGACUCGGGGAACGAGGACAUCCUGGACAUGGAGUACACGGAGGCCGAGGCCGAGACCCUGAAGAGGAACGCUGAGGCUGGAGACCUGGCCAACUCCUACAGGCUCAUCAGCGUGGUCAGCCACAUCGGCAGCAGCUCUUCCUCUGGUCACUACAUCAGCGACGUCUUCGACAUGAAGAAGCAGUCGUGGCUGACCUACAACGACCUGGAGGUGUCGCGCACGCAGGAAGCCGCCGUCCAGCGCGACCGCGACCGCAGCGGCUACAUCUUCUUCUACAUGCACAGGGACGUCUUCGAGCAGCUGUCUGAGAUGGAGCGGUCCGGGUCCGGCGGCGCCUCUGAAGCAGGAAGGAACGUCCUGCAGCCUCUCUGAGAUCCAAACCCCGGCAGAUAGCGCCGCCGUCCUCUCCGUACCGCUAACCGGGCCCGUCUGUCCCUGUAACCGCUGGCGCCGAGCUGUUUGGACUCAAAACGUUCAGCGGAUCAAACUUUGCCUCCGUGUUUUCGAGGCCGGUUUUUCUUCUUCUUCUUCUAUGAUUUGUUUUGUUUUUUUUGUUGUGACUCGUUGAAGCAGACGCUGCCGGUGCUGCACAGCUUGUAUGUUUGCAGAUCCUUUAGUUCGCCCUCAAGUCAAUAAAGAUAAAGUCUACGUUGGAACCAACGCUGCGGCGCAGCUCCGGGGUCGUUUGGUGCAAUAUGGCGGUUCUGACGGAGCGGCCCGUUCGGGUCAGCCUUUCCUUUUAAGGGGAGGUUUUCCUGGUUGCUUUCUGUGCUGCUUCGUGUGUUCGCUCGGUUCCGUCUUUAUCGCUGAUGUCCGUUCGUAGCUGAACCUCUGAGUUGGACUCGGGUUUUAAACUUGUGCCUCCUGAAAAAAAAAACGAUGAACUCCAAGGUCCGUUUGUAUAAAGCCGACAGAUUUUUUUUUUUUUUUUUUUUUUAUGGCGUCUGCUGCCCAGAACCAUCGAAGUCUCCUCAGUAUUUAUCGACACCGUCAGACGCCUUGUUCUGCUUUCAGUCUGUAAAAUUCACCCUGAGGAGAUGAUUUCCUUUAGUGUUGAUCUCACUUUGGGCAGAGAUGAUGCCACCUGGCCGGAGAGCAGCAGAUUUAACCCCCCCCCCCUCUCCUUCAUGUCUGAGUGAACCCCUGUAGUGUCCUGAGUGCUGUGCAGAGGCUAAAAUGUAUUUAUGCAGAGAGAGUGGGACGCGUUUUCUACCCUUCAUACACGACUGAUUCUUCCUAAAAGCAGAUUUUAAUAAAAUUAUAGUCAAAGUA
This is a messenger RNA of Fundulus heteroclitus (mummichog), 3968 nucleotides long. Its product is annotated as ubiquitin carboxyl-terminal hydrolase 37. The record is from RefSeq and is a predicted model, not a curated record. Gene Ontology annotation, molecular function: cysteine-type endopeptidase activity; cysteine-type deubiquitinase activity. The transcript is spliced from 24 exons. Gene Ontology annotation, biological process: protein deubiquitination; G1/S transition of mitotic cell cycle. Gene Ontology annotation, cellular component: cytosol; nucleus. Lineage: Eukaryota; Metazoa; Chordata; Actinopteri; Cyprinodontiformes; Fundulidae. The coding region runs from base 225 to 3068 and encodes 947 amino acids.